Molecule: messenger RNA, 762 nt
Organism: Procambarus clarkii (red swamp crayfish)
Lineage: Eukaryota; Metazoa; Arthropoda; Malacostraca; Decapoda; Cambaridae
Source: RefSeq, a predicted model, not a curated record
AUGCCUGAGCGACACAGAGGCGUAUACCCAGCUGAGGAGUGCCAGGUACACCCAGCUGAGGAGUGCCAGGUACACCCAGCUGAGGAGUGCCAGGAACACCAACCUGAGGAGUGCCAGGUACACCUAGCUGAGGAGUGCCAGGAACACCCAGCUGAGGAGUGCCAGGAACACUCAGCUGAGGAGUGCCAGGAACACCCAGCUGAGGAGUGCCAGGAACACACAGCUGAGGAGUGCCAGGAACACCCAGCUGAGGAGUGCCAGGAACACUCAGCUGAGGAGUGCCAGGUACACUCAGCUGAGGAGUGCCAGGUACACCCAGCUGAGGAGUGCCAGGAACACUCAGCUGAGAAGUGCCAGGUACACCCAGCUGAGGAGUGCCAGGAACACCCAGCUGAGGAGUGCCAGGAACACCCAGCUGAGGAGUGCCAGGAACACUCAGCUGAGGAGUGCCAGGAACACCCAGCUGAGGAGUGCCAGGAACACUCAGCUGAGGAGUGCCAGGUACACCCAGCUGAGGAGUGCCAGGAACACCCAGCUGAGGAGUGCCAGGUACACCCAGCUGAGGAGUGCCAGGAACACCCAGCUGAGGAGUGCCAGGAACACCCAGCUGAGGAGUGCCAGGAACACCCAGCUGAGGAGUGCCAGGAACACCCAGCUGAGGAGUGCCAGGAACACCCAGCUGAGGAGUGCCUGAAGGAGGUAGUGGAAGAGGGAUGUCACAAGACUCCUGGGGCCGCCCACCGGGAAAAGUUCUCGCUUUAA